UUGUUUGCCAGAUACACAGUGUUCCCUUAAGCCUCCCCAGAGGAUUAACGGGCUUUGACAGAGCAGGGUUCCUGGGUGCUCAGAGAAAGGAAAAAGAAAACAUUUCUUGAGGCAGCACUUGGAUAUCCUCAUUACAUUUACUGGGUGAUUCGGGUAGAUUCUGAAGCAGAAAGUCUUGGUGGUUGCCAGGUUGAGAGUGACUGGGAGGAUGAGUCCGUGCUCGGAGCCAGUGCGACUGACCUCGCGUUGCUUCCUGUAUUUGGCAGCAGAUGUGGGCAGAGCACACAGAAAGCUGUGUCGUAGGGCAGUGCACUGGGUUUGCAUGGCAAGGGUUUGGUAGCAGGGGGGCUACAGGGGGGGCUUCUAUAAGAAGAUGCCAGAAGCUUCCCUCAUGUCCCAUUAGUUCAGCCUUGGCCAAGGGCUUUAUUAGAGAUGGUGGUAGCACCCCUGUGAUAACAUUAGAGGGCAGGAGCACCUCUGUUAUGAGACAGGCUGAGAGAGCUGGGCUGGUUCAGCCUGGAGAAGAGAAGGCUCCUUAAGGGGAGACCUUAGAGCAGCUUCCAGUGCCUAAAGGGGCCCACAAGAAAUCUGGAGAGGGGCUUCUGACAAGGGCCUGUAGGGACAGGACAAGGGGGAAUGGCUUUAAUCUGACAGAGGAAGACUUAGAUGAGACAUUAGGCAGAAGUUCUUCCCUGUGAGGGUGCUGAGGCGCUGGCACAGGGUGCCCAGAGAAGCUGUGGCUGCCCCAUCCCUGGCAGUGUUCAAGGCCAGGCUGGACACAGGGGCUUGGAGCAAUCUGCUCUAGUGGAAGGUGUCCCUGCCCGUGGCAGGGGGUUGGAACUGGAUGGGCUUUAAGGUGCCUUCCAACCCAAACCAGCCUGGGAUUCUAUGAAUUAGGGGGUGGGGAGUGCCUUGGGAAUCUGUUCAGUUCAGGUGUCUCCUCACUGUCUUCCAGAUCUCUCUCACAUGUCUUUUGAGGAACUGCUGCAGGUGCAGAACAACUCAAGAACAAGUGUGUACAAGCAGGUGACCAGAGGGAAGAAAACUGCCAAACCUACCAAAGCUACAGUGAAGCAGCAGCAACAAGGCAAAAAGGGGCCGUUGGAGAUGUCUGCCAAGAAACCUGUACCUUUCCUGCGCCAGGUCAUCUCUGUUAGAAAGAAGGUCCGCAGAGACCCUCGAUUUGAUGACCUGUCUGGAGAGUAUAAGCCUGAAAUAUUUAUGAAGACUUACAGCUUCCUGGACAGCAUCAAGAAGCAGGAGAAAGAGAUGAUUCAGAAGCAGCUGAAAAAAUGCCGGAACGUGGAGCAGAAAGAGAAACUCCAGCAGCUCCUGAACCGCAUGACACAGCAAGAACAGGCACAGCAAAAACAGCAGAAGUUGAGGGAGAGGGAGCUGUCUUGGAAGAGACAACAGAGGGAAUUGGCCAAGCAGGGAAAGAAACCCUUCUUCCUAAAGAAAUCUGAGAUGAAGAAAUUGGAGCUAGCCGAGAAGUAUGCGGAGCUGAAGAGAAGUGGGAAGCUGGAAAGCUUCCUGAACAAGAAGAGGAAGAGGAAUGCCAUCAAAGACAAGCGUCGCCUGCCCUCGCAGAAGAACUUGUGACUGCUGGACAGACGUGCUCUUCUCCGGCACUGGGACUCACUCUGCCCAGGCCUGGCCCUCUUCCCAGUACCUGUCUAUCACUGCACACUGCUGAUGUAAGGCAGCAGAGCGGAGUCUGAGCUAAAGAAAAUAGUGCUUUUUGUAGGUGAAAUGUCCUCUUCACUGUGGUUUACACCACACCUGGGUGGUGACAAGUCUGUCAUGCAGGAGCACUUGUCACUGAGAGCUGUCCCCAUCCGUGCACCCAUCUCUUCCUGUAGCUGUGAGAGCACAAGCCCCACACUGCGUUGCUGCCUCUACUUCCAGGUUUUAUCAUUCACCGCCUGAGGUGGGAAAGGCUCUUGGGCAGGAGGGCGCUGGCUCAGAGCAGGGCUGGCACUGACUUCAGGCCAGGUUGCCCAGGGUUUCCUCAGUUGUGUCUGGGAAAAUCCAAGGACAGAUGCUACCACCUCUCUUGGCCUCUGCUCCACUGCUUCAAGUUCUCAAGAUGCAGACUUUGUUUAACCCUUAUCUAGGAAACCUGCCUGUUUUUUAGUCCCUAAUCAUUGUCUUGUUCUCAGGGGAGUGCUUCCAUCUUCUCUUGUCAUAGGUCUUGGGGGUGAGUGAAAAAGGGAUCUGUUAGAUCUCCCUAAAGCCCAAGGGUAAAUAAACCCUCUUCCCUCAGCCUUUCCUUGCAGUGCUCCUGCCUCUGAUAACUUUCACAUCCUCAAAUGGAGUCAGCCCAGAGCACCAACAUCUGUCUUCUGGGGGAGCAGCCAGGAUGCAGUGUCUGGAUGUAGUCUCACAAGUGCAGUGUAGGAAAUAAAACACCUCUCUUUGCCUUUAUUCCUGGCAGCAGUGCCAGUGCAGGCAAAAGUGAA
Molecule: messenger RNA, 2462 nt
Organism: Strigops habroptila (Kakapo)
Lineage: Eukaryota; Metazoa; Chordata; Aves; Psittaciformes; Psittacidae
Gene: RRP36
Product: ribosomal RNA processing 36
Exons: 6
Coding region: 967-1602 (211 amino acids)
Biological process (GO): maturation of SSU-rRNA from tricistronic rRNA transcript (SSU-rRNA, 5.8S rRNA, LSU-rRNA)
Cellular component (GO): 90S preribosome; nucleolus
Source: RefSeq, a predicted model, not a curated record